Oreochromis niloticus (Nile tilapia) is the source of this 4168-nucleotide messenger RNA. RefSeq names its product neural proliferation, differentiation and control, 1b (gene npdc1b). Gene Ontology annotation, cellular component: membrane. The transcript has 9 exons. The coding region runs from base 292 to 1212 and encodes 306 amino acids. The record is from RefSeq and is a predicted model, not a curated record. NCBI's taxonomy places the organism in Eukaryota, Metazoa, Chordata, Actinopteri, Cichliformes, Cichlidae.
GUGCUUACGUCAUAGCCUGGUGUCGUUCUGCCACAGCUGAGCCACAGCGGCAGCAGGGACUGCUGUCCGGUAGAUGGUAGGAGCAGGGCCGGAGGAAAAAUGCAGACAUCCUGCGGAAAACACACAGAGCAGCGUCCCGACGACACUCGCUGAUCCUCGUGUCUUCGCCGUUUUUCGUUAUUCCUUUGUCUUCUUGCGUCCCUCUCCUCUCUAAACACCGGAGGAUGGGGGAAUGAUCAGUGCCGCCACCAUCUCCCCGUCCUCCGCCUUCGUCUGGUGUCUGUGCCCAGGAUGAGGGCUCGGCUGCUCGGACACACGGUGGUGUUCGUUGCCCUUUUGGCGGUGAGAAGCUGCCUGGCAGGUUCUCCUCUGUGCCCUCGGAGUUUAGAAUGUGCCCUGGCAGGAAGACACUUCUGCCAACCUGGCAGCUCACACUGUGGGCCUUGUCUGCGCCCCCUGGUGGAAAACUCCCGUGGACGCUGCGUGGUCAAAAGGAGACAUGCUCCUCACACUCAUUCUGUUAAAGAUAAAGUGAGCCCACACCCUGAACUCGAUGAGGAGAUUGACUUUCUCUCUGCAAUCAUCAGGGAACAGAGACCUGAGUCCUACAGCUCAGCCCCAUCCUCCCAGGAGAUCACAUCCAAGCAGUUUGAAGAGCAUGGCUACACUCACAGAGCAUCUUCUGUGGAACAGCCUCCUACUCAGAGUGUCCUGUUAACUAGCAUCGCUUCACCCAUCACUGUGAACCACACUGCAGCUCUGAGCAAUCCCAUCAUCCUUCACUACCCAUCUAAUGACCAUGUCUUCAUUGUCAUGAGCAGCGUCGUCAUUGUGGCAGGUUCCCUGGCACUGGUGGUAGCAUUGGCUUGUUGGGUCAGGUUUCAGAAAUGUGUUCAUAUAAGUCAGAAAGUGGACUACCCUUCAUCUGGACUGAUGAGUGCCCAGGCAUUUGAGAAUUUGCUUGGGGACAAGAAGCUGGCCCACAGUGCCCAAAUGUACCACUACCAGCACCAGAAGCAACAGAUGCUCUCCCUGAAAAAACACCGGGUUGAGCCAAACGUUCCUGACUCCGCAGCCUCAACAGAUGAGGAGAAUGAAGAUGGAGAUUUCACAGUGUAUGAGUGUCCUGGACUUGCACCAACGGGGGAAAUGGAGGUGAAGAACCCAUUGUUUGAUGACUCCACCCUCUACCUGCAGAGAUUCCACAAAUGAACCUGGACACAGAGACAUUUCAUACGCUAAAUGCAGCACCUGUAUGUACAAAUAGCUCAAUUUACACACAUCCACAAAUCCACACACAUCAGUUUAAUUAUUUCAGUGGACAGAUCUGACACAUACCCUAAAUAGCCAUACUACAUUUGGUUUUUCCCAUUUUGUUUACAUAUUUAUUUACUGUUUAUUACACACAUAUUCAAUCAUACAUGCUGUGCUUACACACAGUAUUUAUGAGCUCACUGAGCUUUGCUUUUAUUUCAGCAUUUUAAAAAGAUGUAAUGUUGGUGUUUCCUGAACACACCUCCAUGCAGCUGAGCGACUUGUCUCAUGUGUUACGUAAACAUUGUUUUUCAGGUGAUUUCCAUCUUGCUGACACCAUGUCUACAUGCAUCUGCACUUCUUCAUUCUUAUGAACACACACACACACACACUUCAUUCAACAAAUUUAAAUUUUAGACAAAGAUAACACAAGUAAAUUAAAUUUUAAACUGAAGGUGUUUAUUAUUAAGAGGGGAAAAAUCCAUACCUGCAUAGCCCUGUGUGAUAAAGUGAGUGGGAAUGUGGACUAACGAGACAAAGGUUGAACUUUCAGGAAGAUGUGUGUCUCAUUGCAUCUGAUGUAAAAGUAACACAGCAUUUCAGAAAUGGGACAUCAUACCAACAGUCAUAUAUGGUGGUGGUGGUGUGACGGUCUGGGGCUGUUUUGCUGUCCCAGGACCUGAAGACUUGCUGUGGUAAAUGCAAACAUGAAUUCUGCCGACUACCAAAACAUCCUGAAGGAGAAUGUCUGACUAUCUGUUCGUGACCUCGAGCUGAAGCACAUUUGGGUUCUGCAGCGGGACAAUGAUCCAAAACACACCAGCAGGUCCACCUCGGAAUGGGUUAAGAAACACAAAAUGAAGACUUUGGAGUGGCCGAGUCCUGACCUGAAUCUGAUUGAGAUACUGUGGCAUGACCUAAAAAAGGUGGUUCAUUCUCGAAAACUGUUCUGUGUGUGACUGAAUUAAAAGAAUUGUGCAAAGAGGAGUGAGCCAAAGAUCCCCGAGAGAACUGCAAACGACUGCCAGUUAUCACAAACGUUGGAUGCUAAGGGUGGCUUAACCAGUUGUACACACACACACACACACACACACACACAGUAUAAUUUGGAAAUUCUGUAUGAACUCAGAUGGUCUUGUAUAUUUGGUCUACAGCUGACAUUGUGUUUUCAUGGUUUUGUGAGCUGUAAAUAGUGGCUGAUAUGUACAGGAGAUAUCUUACCUCUCAGUCAGUCAGUGUGGUGUACAGAAGAUCCUGAGUACUGUGUCAAAUACACAUCUGUUAUUCGAUUUCUUAAUGUGAAUUUGUAUUUGUUGGGAAUAGACAAUGUCAUGUAUAACACGUUAAACUUGAUGCAUUCGACUGUUGUACCCAUUAUGACGAAAGCAGCAAGGAGCCACACGUUCAUGUUCAACAUACCCGCCCAGUUUUACUUUGAAGAGGUCUCAAUCUGCUGAGACAUCAACAAAAAUAUGAAAAAAAGGAAAAUUCCACGUAGCUGUGGACACAUCACCAUAAAAGAAACUUAAAAUAAAAGAAUCCGAACAAAACAAGCAACUGAGAAUAUUUUAAAAACGGCGCCGACCACAGUCCCCAGAAAUAUAAAACUUUAAGCGUCGCAGAAACAGAGUUUCCUUUAUGCAUGAACAGUUGCAGUGUGGGAUUGCAGCCUUUUCCAAUAUUCGAUCCAAAGCUUUUACAUUUACUCCCCAAGAGAUGGGAACAUUUUUAUUUCAGCGUCCUAAAAAUGUAUUCUAGAUGCAGAGAAACCAGAACAUGUGUUGGCACACGUUGGAUCAGGUUUUCUUUCCUUUGUCAAAUCUAUGUUUGUGCAUUUUACUUUGUCCUGCAUAAUAAUCAGUCAAAUAACAUGAAGUUUGAUUUAUGAUUUUAUUUAAAUAUUAUGGAUUGAAUAUUACACUCACUGUUCCAACAUUUCCAUCGAUGCAUUCAUCUAAAACAACGAAUGCAAACUUGCAACAAAUCCUCCCUUUAUGAUCGUUCAAACUGUUUACCUGCACUGUACAGAGUGUUCCUGUCAUUCAUCAUCAUGUAAAAAGGCCAUCCAUAUAAUUCAGCUGCCUUUGUUCCAGGGCUUUUAUAUUAGAAUGCAUUAGUUUUAUCCAAUAAGCUGCCUACUGAAGGCACAGUAUGUAGUCCAUGUGCUCUGUGGGCUCUGCCUAAUAAACUGCACCGUUAUAAUAAAUGAAAAAAUCUCCUUUUCUUUGCAGACGGUCUCUGUCACUAACAGUAGAAACACUGGAUUGUGUUUCUACUGAUUGGGCGUUCUCUGCUUUUCCUUUACUAAAGCUGUUCUUCUGACCUGACCUGGUUAGAAAAUAAUAUGCACAACUGCCUUUCCUUAUAUCCUCAUAUAGCUCUACUCCAUAGCUCAUAGAUUUUCGUCAUACAUGUAGAAUGAGUGUCCAGUGAAAGCUGCAAACAGUGAAACAGUCCAGGAAACCUGGAUGUAACCGCGUCUCUCAGGAAAGUCGCUGUCUGCGGCUCCUUUCUUCAUCCUGCUGCCGUUCUCCUCAGCCUGUCAGCACUUCCAUACUGGAGGAACACAUUAAACUUCACUGGAGCUGCUCAUGUGCUGUACAAGUGUCCACAUCCAAACUCAUAUAUCUACCAGGGAAUAUUAACACGGAAGCCCUUUACUAUGUUAUACAGACUGUUGAAUCCAAACCUCUUAAGCUUGUGCAGCAAAAUGAGUGUUGUUCUCUGAGUGUUGUAAAGGAACUGUAGAACAAGUCAUUCUCUACAUGAGCUACAUGUGAUAGAGACUGUUUGAAGGCUAAGUGUUAUGAUUCUGUACAUUUAGGAGAACUUCAUUACCAUCAUGUUUAGCAUGCUUGUGGAUAUACCAGAGCUGAAAGAAAUAAAUAUUUAUAUAAUCACUAAAGAAAUCUGA